UCAUGCUCCAUUAAGAAACAAUUCAACUGUUUGGAAGUGAAAAUGUGGCAAUGAGCUCUACUUGUACAUUCUGGAUAAGUUGGGGAGCUGCUGGAUGACCAAAUAGUAGGUUUCAGUGAAGCAGAUUGGACUCUGAGAGUGAGGAAAUGAAGUCCUCAAUAAUGCUAUUAUUUCAGAAAGCAAAUUCAUGUUCUGCAUAAGCUAGGCACGGUCCUAUCUCUGUACUGAAUCUCCUAUGUCGCCAAAAAAUUUGAGCUCCUGGAAAUUGAAAUUGCAUUCUUUCUGAUUGCUCGUUGGUCUAUUAUUCCUUCGGAAAAUGGUGGGGAAGAGGAUUUUCAAUGGUAACGGGAAGGAUUUUGAACAAUCAAGGGGGAUUCAUCUUUUUGCAUUAGAAUGAGACUUGUUAUUGGGUGCUAAUUCAGUUGUGCGGCAUCCUGAGUUAAAUGGAUACUUUGAGCUUUGGCUUAUUUUCCUAGUCCAACAAACUGGGUUUAUAACUCCCGAGGUGGUUUUGAGAUUGAUGUCACUAGAAUUUCACCUUAAAUGUUCUUGGUUACAAGUUGAUGACCCUGCAUGCAGCCAUAUUUUGUGAUGAAACUGAGAUAAAGCCAACAUGGUUGCUUCUGACAGUUAAGAGGUGGAAGCUGAGGUUGGAAAUUUAUUUUCAGGAAGCGAGAGCUCUUCUUGGAAAAUUAGAAUAUCAACGAGGAAAUCUUGAAGGUGCUCUGCUGGUGUUUGAUGGCAUUGAUCUUCAAGCUACCGUACAGCGUGUGCAACAUUCAUUAGAAGAUAAACCGCCUUCAAGAAAGGGCCGGACUCGCAGUGAAACAUCAUUUGCUGUCUCGCAGAAUUCUACUAAUCUUGUGCUUGAGGCCAUAUAUUUGAAAGCCAAAUCUCUUCAGAAGUUGGGAAAAUUGACUGAGGCUGCUCAGGAGUGCAAAAGUGUGCUUGAUGCAGUUGAAAAGAUAUUUGUUGAAGGCAUACCCGAUGUGUUGUUAGACAAUAAGCUGCAAGAAACCAUUAGUCAUGCUGUUGAACUCCUCCCAGAGUUGUGGAAGAAAGCUGGUUGCUAUUCUGAAGCAAUGUCUGCAUACCGCAGAGCUUUAUUGAGUCAAUGGAAUAUUGACAAUGAGUGCUGUGCAAGGAUUCAGAAAGCAUUUGCAGUUUUCUUGCUGUAUAGCGGGGUAGAUUUUUGUGCACCCAGUUUAUCUGUACAAAUUGAUGGUUCAUAUAUACCUAGAAACAAUCUGGAAGAAGCCAUUUUGCUUUUGAUGAUUCUAAUGAGAAAGGCUUACCAUGGUAAGAUAAAAUGGGAUCCAUCAGUGCUAGAUCACCUUACUUGUGCUAUAUCCCUGUGUGGGCAAACCUCAGUUUUGGCAAAGCAACUUGAAGAGGUUAUGCCUGGAGCAAUACAUCGUACUGACAGAUGGAAAACUAUGGCACUGUCCUUUAGUGGAUCUGGACAGAAAAGAUCUGCCUUAGAUCUGCUGAAAAAGUCUCUAAACCAGCAUGAAGCACCCAACGAUAUAGUGUCACUUCUUCUGGCUGCCAAAAUAUGCAGUGAAGAUGUGCUUCUUGCCGCAGAUGGCGUUAAAUAUGCACAAAGGGCAAUUGCUAAUGCAAAUGAAUUAAAUGCACAUUUAAAAGGUAUUGGCCUCCGGAUGUUGGGCCUUUGCUUGGGGAAGCAAGCAAAAGUUUCUUCUUCAGACUUUGAAAGAUCUCUUCUUCAGUCAGAAGCCCUGAAAUCAUUGGACAGCGCAGUAGCUCUAGAGUGUCACAAUCCAGAUUUGAUAUUUGAGUUAGGAAUUCUAUAUGCUGAGCACCGAAAUUUGGAUGCGGCUUUGCAAUGCGCCAAGCAGUAUUUAGAUCAAACUGGGGGAUCCAUGAUAAGGGGUUGGCGACUGCUUGCUUUAGUUUUAUCUGCGCAGCAACGGUUUUCGGAGGCUGAAGUGGUAACUGAUGCUGCUCUAGAUGAAACUUCAAAAUGGGAUCAAGGGCCACUUCUCAGGAUGAAAGCUAAGCUCAAAAUCUCUCAGUCACUACAUAUGGAUGCCGUUGAGACCUAUCGUUAUCUUCUUGCGCUGGUCCAGGCCCAGAAAAAAUCUUAUGGACCUCUUGGAAGUUCACCUCAGGUGGAGCAUGAGAAAGUUGAUGAAUAUGAAGUCUGGCACGGACUAGCAAGUUUGUAUGCUAGCCUUUCUCGUUGGAAGGAUGCAGAGAUAUGUUUAGGAAAAGCUAGAGCUCUAAAACAGUAUUCAGCAGAAACAUUACACACUGAAGGUAUGAUGCAUGAAAAACUAGGAGACGCCGACAAUGCUUUGGCUGCUUAUAUAAACGCCCAUCUGUUGGAACCAAAGUACGUCCCCUCCAAGAUUUUGAUCGGUUCUCUGUUGUGUAAAAUGGGAGGGAAGAUGUUACCAGUGGCUAGAACUCUUCUGUCAGAUGCAUUAAGAAUUGAACCUACAAAUUAUAUGGCGUGGUACUAUUUAGGCAGGAUUCACAAGGACGAAGGCCGGAUAGCUGAUGCUGUCGACUGUUUCCAGGCAGCUUCAAUGCUCAAAGAAUCUGAUCCGGUGGAGAGUUUCAGUUCCAUUGUUUGAAUCUUUUUCAAAUAUUCGUGUCUCAUUCUUUGAUUCUUUGCGAACUUAAGCAUUGUUUAUCCUGCUGACACAGCACCACAGGCAUUGUUAGAGAGUUAUUCUCCAGAGGUUUACCGCGAUAUGAUGCAUUUUACAUCCUCAAAAUAUUUAAAAAAAAAUUAGUUGCUGUAAUAUCCGUGUCAGAGAAACCAUACUUCCAAUUACAUGUGGUAGUAAUGUUUCUACGGUUCUGUAUGCUAAAUGAAUGUUUAUGUUGUUUGGAUUUUGAA
Sesamum indicum (sesame) is the source of this 2869-nucleotide messenger RNA. Its product is annotated as protein NPG1. Gene Ontology annotation, molecular function: protein binding. The record is from RefSeq and is a predicted model, not a curated record. Lineage: Eukaryota; Viridiplantae; Streptophyta; Magnoliopsida; Lamiales; Pedaliaceae.